AUGGCUGAAUUCUCGGUAAAUGUGGAAGGAGUUUCUGACAAUCAAGCCGAUCGAAUUAACUGUUUGAUCAAAGAAUAUAUAGAGUUGAAAAAAAUGAUUAAUAAAUAUAAAACGAGCCGGUACUAUUGGGAAUUACACUAUUCUACUUUAUCGAUAAAUAUUUGGUCAGGACAAAUCAAAUACACAAAACUGCAGGAAAAUGAAGCUCGUCUGCGAACAAGUAUUAUCGAGUCUACCAAACUAACAGACUUUAAAGAACAGGAAUUGAAAAAUUUGAUUGCAGAAAGAGGAAUAUAUUUCUCUGAACAAUGUGACAGUUUCCGAAUCAAAAGUACAAAAUUCACUGAUAAUUUUUUGCGCGCGCAAAAGGAAUAUUCAGUAGAUAUUUUAUCGAAAGAUAUCAAACAAUAUUGCGAUGAAUAUGAAAAAACAAAUAAGGAAUUGCUAGAACUUAAAAACAAAUUAACAAAACUCGAAAUAGACUGUGGUUUUAACUGUUUAAGCUUAGCCGAAGAGAAUGAUGAAAUAUUAAAAAUUAAUGCUGUUUUGAUUGAUGUAAGGGAAAAUAAUAAUAUUAAAUUAUUGAAGAUUAAAUCUGCGCAAGAUAUGUUGAAAGGAUUGAAAAAUGAAAUAAAACAGAAGAAAAUGUUGACUAAUUUUUUUAAUAAAUAA
Molecule: messenger RNA, 672 nt
Organism: Osmia bicornis bicornis
Lineage: Eukaryota; Metazoa; Arthropoda; Insecta; Hymenoptera; Megachilidae
Exons: 5
Coding region: 1-672 (223 amino acids)
Source: RefSeq, a predicted model, not a curated record